AACGCCCCUUGGCUUAUGAGACUGAGCCGAGAAGCAUCCUUCGCUUCAAUGGAUUUGCGUAAAUGGGCUUGGAGUGUGUGCGCAGUGGCUGGCUUGCUGCUCACGCUGACUGAACAUUCUAGGAGUGAAAUGACCUGGGAGGCGCCUCGCUUCGACGGCUGGUACAACAGUUUGGGUUAUCCCAGACGAGGAGCUGUUGGUUCUCACCUGGUGCGCCUCGUGCCCGCGCACUACUGGGACGGAGUUUACCGAGCUGUCCACGAGCCGCUGCAGCCGAACCCCCGCCGGCUGAGUAGGGUUCUGGCUGCAGGACACUCCGGUCUGCCCUCAGCGCGCAACCAGACCGUCCUCUCUCUCGUCUUUGGUUAUCACCUUACAUUUGAAAUUGUCGACUCAAGACAUCCUGGUUGUCCACCUGAGUUCAUGAAUAUCCAAGUCCCAAAAGGAGAUCCUGUCUUUGAUCCCACUGGCACCGGGAAAGUCCUGCUGCCUUUCCAGAGAGGACAAUGGGACAAAGAAUCUGGGCAGAGUCCCAGCAACCCUCGCACACAGGUGAACUCUGUGACGGCAUGGAUUGAUGGGAGCUCCAUCUAUGGUCCAUCUUCUUCUUGGUCAGACUCCCUGAGGAACUUCUCUGGAGGACUCUUGUCUUCAGGGUCUGAGUGGAACAUGCCUAAUCAGGGAGGGGGCCGUAAUUUCAUGUGGAGUGCUGCUGAUCCAUCCACAGGAGAACAUGGACCACAAGGCCUUUAUGAGUUGGGAAACGCCUGGGCCAAUGAGAACAUGUUCACGGCAGCAGAGGGAAUUAUCUGGUUUCGCUACCACAAUUAUGUUGCCUCCAAACUACACAAGGAACACCCAGAGUGGUCAGAUGAGAAGCUGUUUCAACAUGCCAGGAAGACCGUUGUGGCUACGUUCCAGAAUAUUGCCCUUUAUGAAUGGUUGCCAGGUUACCUCAGAGGGAAAAAACUUCCUCCAUACCCGGGCUACCAGAAGUUUGUUGAUCCAGGGAUCUCACCUGAGUUUCAGGCUGCAGCCAUAAGAUUUGGUGUCACCAUGGCCCCCCCUGGUGUUUACAUGAGAAACAAAACAUGCCAUUUUCAGACGAUUAUGAACAUGGAUGGAAGUACAUCACCAGCCCUGCGCCUUUGUAACAGUUUCUGGAAGCGGCAGAGCAACAAUGUGAAAACAAGCCAGGAUGUGGAUAAUCUCUUGAUGGGCAUGGCAUCUCAGAUUGCAGAGAGAGAAGACAAUAUCGUUGUGGAGGACCUGAGAGAUUUCAUGUAUGGGCCGCAAAGAUUCACCCGCACAGACCUGGUGGCUCUGACCAUCCAGAGAGGGCGUGACUUUGGUCUGCAGAGUUACAUCCACGUGAGAAACGCUCUGGAUUUGCCUCCUGUAAAGACAUUUGAAGAAAUCAACCCAGAACUCAACAGAAACAACCCACAGUUGCUCCUUGAUGUUGCAGAGCUGUAUGACAGAGACAUCUCUAAACUGGAGCUGUUCCCAGGAGGACUGCUGGAGUCCACAGAUGGUCCAGGUCCAGUUUUCUCUGCCAUAAUCCUGGACCAGUUUGAACGCAUCAGAAACGGAGACCGCUUCUGGUUUGAGAACAAACAGAAUGGUUUGUUCACAGACGAGGAGAUCCAGAUGAUCCGUAGAGUCACUUAUCACGAUGUUCUGAUCGCAGUCACAGCUGCAGAGGCCACGGAUAUUCAAAAAAAUGUUUUCUUUUGGAGGGAUGGUGACCCCUGUCCUCAGCCCACACAGCUGACUACAUCUGUGCUGCAGCCCUGCACCAACGCCACUAAACUUAAUUACUUUAAUGGGAGCCAAGCUGCAUUUGGGAUAUUUAUCACAGCCAUGAUGCUCUUUCCUCUCGUGAGUUAUCUGGUGGCCUGUAUGGUGGCGUAUCUGAGGAAGUACAGGUACAGGAAGUUCCAGAGAAGAAAAGGAAAAGCUGCUGGCAGAGCAGAGGAACCGGCUGUGGGAAUUACCGCGUAUGAGUGGCAAGGCCAUAAAAAACAGCUUCUCCCAGUGAGCGUGGAGGUCAAAAAGAAGCAGCUGCAGGUUUUUGACAGAUCUGGGUCUUCUCACCGCAUCCUCAAUCUGGGUAACCAGGACUACCUCGAUGUCCUUCUCUCCAAUGACUGUCAUCAUAAAGCUCUGAUACUAAAAGUGCCAAAAGAGUACGACCUGGUGCUGCUUUUUGAUGACGAGAGCAAACGCACAGAAUUUGUCGGGUGCUUACGCCUGGAGGUGGCAGACAUCAGGCAGGAGAUUAGAGUGAAGGAGAUGAGUGAGAAGACGCUGCUGAAGGAGGCUCUAACCAAGGAGGAAAGAGCUCAGAUUGUGGAAACGUUCAUUCGACACGCUUUCUCUAAGGUGUUGGAGAUAGAGAAGUGUGACGCUGGCGAUAUGGGUGGCAUUUCUCGUAAGCGAGCCAGAGAGGUUCUGCAGUGCGAGCUGACAGCAUCAGAGUUCGCUGACGCACUCGGCCUCAAGCCCGACUCCUUAUUUGUGGACUCCAUGUUCACCCUGGCUGAUAAAGAUGGGAACGGUUACCUCUCCUUUCAAGAGUUUCUUGACGUUAUAGUAAUCUUCAUGAAAGGGUCUUCUGAGGAAAAAUCCCAGCUGAUGUUCUCCAUGAAUGACAUUGGUGGAACUGGUUAUUUAUCAAAAGAAGAGUUUGCCAGGAUGCUCAGGUCUUUUAUUGAAAUCUCCAACGGCGCGCUGUCAAAGAAGCAGGCAGAGGACGGCAUCAAGGCCAUGAUGGAGGCUGCAGGCUUCAACAACAAGGAGAAAGUCUCAUGGGCCGACUUUCACUUCCUCCUGAAGGACCACGAGAAGGAGUUGCAGUUCGCUCAGCUGAAUGUUAAAGGGAUGGAGAAGCAGGAGAAGAGACGUCUGAAUCGAGACCAGCGGGUGUCCUUCAUCUGUCCAGCAAGCAGCACAAACAAAACAGAAGGACCCGAGUUACGAAGGAGGAAAAAGCUGAUGGAAACCAAGACUCCAAAUGUCUACGUGAAGCCUAAACGUGAGCGGUACAUCAGGAACCCAUUACAGCAGAAAAUCCAGCAGUUCAAACGCUUUGUUGAGAACUACCGCCGCCACAUCAUGUGUUUGAUGGUCGUGUACGGCAUCACAGCCGGUGUGAUAACUGAGAGAUGUUACUACUAUGCUGUGCAAGCUAAAGCCACAGGGAUGCCUGAGACAUCAGCAGUGGGAAUCAUCUUUGCUCGUGGCUCGGCGGCCGGCGUCUCCUUCCUGUUUCCCUACAUGCUUCUCACCGUGUGCCGUAACCUCAUCACGCUGUGUCGAGAGACGUUCCUCAGCCGGUACAUCCCCUUUGAUGCUGCCAUCGACUGCCACCGCUUCAUGGCCAUGACUGCCAUCAUCCUCUCAGUUGUCCACACUUUGGCCCAUGUAGUAAACAUCUACAUAUUUUCCAUCAGCGACCUCAACAUUCUCUCCUGUCUGUUUCCCAAAAUCUUACCUAACAAUGGGUCUGAAGUUCCUCCCAGGUGGUACUGGUGGUUCUUCCAGACGGUUCCAGGAACCACUGGUGUCUUUCUCCUCUUUACAUUUGCAUUCAUGUAUGUUUUUGCCUCUCGGUAUUUCCGUCACAUCAGUUUUCGUGGGUUUUGGAUCACUCAUUACCUCUAUGUUGUUGUCUACAUUCUGAUAGUUAUACAUGGCAGCUUUGCUCUGCUCCAAGAACCUCGUUUCCACAUCUACCUGAUCCCUCCUGCUCUGAUCUUCCUGCUGGAUAAACUGAUCAGCCUGAGCAGGAAGAACGUGGAAAUCCCUGUUGUCAGAGCUGAGCUUCUUCCUUCUGGUGUUACACAUCUGGAAUUCAAGCGACCUCAGGGUUUCAUGUACCGUUCGGGUCAGUGGGUUCGGGUAGCGUGCCUGAUGCUGGGAACAGAUGAGUACCAUCCAUUCACACUAACAUCAGCACCUCAUGAAGAGACCCUCAGCCUGCACAUUCGAGCUGUAGGACCCUGGACCAGUCAACUCAGAGAACUUUACACUGAAGAAAACCUUCUUGAGCUUGGAGCUUAUCCAAAGCUUUACCUGGAUGGGCCGUUUGGUGAGGGCCAUCAGGAGUGGAUCGACUAUGAGGUGUCCGUUCUGGUCGGGGGAGGAAUAGGCGUCACACCGUUCACUUCCAUCCUCAAAGACCUGGUGUUCAAAUCCUCCAUCAAAUCCAAGAUUAUGUGUAAAAAAGUAUAUUUCAUCUGGGUGACUCGGACACAGCGUCAGUUUGAGUGGGUUUCAGACAUCCUCAGGGAGGUGGAGGAGAUGGACACUCAGGAACUGGUCUCGGUUCACACUUACAUCACUCAGGUGGCUGAAAAGUUUGACCUGCGCACAACCAUGCUGUACGUGUGUGAGCGCCACUUUCAGAAGGUGUGGAGCCGCAGCCUCUUCACUGGCCUGCGAUCCGUCACUCAUUUUGGCAGACCGCCCUUCGUUUCCUUUUUUAGUUCUCUGCAGGAGGUUCACACGGAGGUUGGGAAAAUUGGUGUUUUCAGCUGUGGACCACCUGGACUGACCAAGAACGUGGAGAAAGCUUGUCAGCACAUGAAUAAAAGGGACCAGGCUCGUUUUAUACAUCACUAUGAGAAUUUCUGACCUUUUCUAAACUUUACAGCAAAGCUACAUGUAGUGAGAACAAAAUCAUGGAGCCAGUUUAGCAGGGUUAGUUUUUUUAGGUUAUUUUUUCUUAGUUGCUGACAUAAUUGUUACUUUGAUUGAAUAAACACACUUGACACUUUAAUCUGGUAAACCUGUAGUUACAAUGAAUAGUUGGUCACAGAUUAAGUCAGAAAAAAGUCAAGUAUAAGUUUAUAAUUUAGUUUAUGAAUUCAUAAUUUCAGUGGGCUUGAUGUGCAUGUGUUUAAAUAUGCACUCAAUUAAAUGUUAAUCUUUGUCACUCGAGUGAGUAAAUCUAAAUGUAGCUACGCUUUUGUUUUUAGGACAUUUGAUUGUGAAGUUUUCUGAAUAAUUCUCCAGAUGCUGCUCAUAUUUGGACUAAAAUGACUUUAAAUCUUCUAAACUUGUCGAAAUUUCAGCUCAAAUCAAAUAUGGACUUUUAUUUUGUUUGAUUUUGUCUUUUUUUCUUUAUGUGUUAUUUUAGUUUGCUAAUGAUAUGAAGGCUUUGCAGUCUUCAUCCAUCCUUUUCAAAGCGUUAUUUACAUGAAUGUGUUAUUAAAAGUUUGCCUAAAGUAAAAUCUCCUCUGACAACUUAGUUUGCUUAUUAAAUGAAUGUCAGAUUAAUAAAGGUGGGUGUAUUUAUUCGCAUUUGAAUAAAUUAACCAGGAAGUCACAACCAAAAU
Molecule: messenger RNA, 5342 nt
Organism: Nothobranchius furzeri (turquoise killifish)
Lineage: Eukaryota; Metazoa; Chordata; Actinopteri; Cyprinodontiformes; Nothobranchiidae
Gene: duox
Product: dual oxidase
Biological process (GO): response to oxidative stress; defense response; superoxide anion generation
Cellular component (GO): NADPH oxidase complex; plasma membrane
Molecular function (GO): calcium ion binding; heme binding; peroxidase activity
Source: RefSeq, a predicted model, not a curated record